Bombina bombina (fire-bellied toad) is the source of this 826-nucleotide messenger RNA. RefSeq lists its product as uncharacterized. The record is from RefSeq and is a predicted model, not a curated record. NCBI's taxonomy places the organism in Eukaryota, Metazoa, Chordata, Amphibia, Anura, Bombinatoridae. The transcript has 8 exons. Bases 77 to 826 code for a protein of 249 amino acids.
UACAGAUCUCUGGAGAGGCACUGAGAGGAAUUUUCAUGAAAUUCUAGACACCAAGAAGAAUAUUAUAUUAUGUAAGAUGUUGGUUGGAGUCUUCUCACGAGAACCGGAAAGCACCUAUAAAUGGUUAAUUAAUUUCCUUUUGGAACUGCCAGACGUCAAGGAUGUCCGACCUGUUUAUAUCAACAAUAACAGCUCUCAGAACUUUAAUGAUGAAGUUGCAAAGUGUUCAUUUGCCAUCCUGUAUCACUCACUGAAUAGAGGAAGGAUUAAUGUUACUAAUGUGACAGAUUCUAUCUAUGACAGGGAACUGGAUUAUUUGUCAAAUACAAAAGACAGGGAGAAGAUUCUGGUGGUGAUUGAUGAUGUUGAUGACAGCAGUGAUCUUGAGAGAGCCCGUAUCCUUCAGACACAGCCUAGUAUCGGGAGACUAGCCGGAGAUCUCUUCCUCUUCUCAAAAGCAGAAAAAGCCUGUCUUAGAUCUAGUGGUUCUCGUACAAAUGGAUCCAUUGGGCUGCAGAACCUAAAUGCUGCUGACACAUUGAAUGAAAAGUUAACGAGCAUGAAAAGAAUUUUAAAAGGGAAAAGGACAGGUGGAUUUUCAUACAAUGACAACUUUACUGGAGGAACAGACUCUUCAUUUUCGGGAAACACUGGUGCCUUUUCUGGAACUCGCAACAACAGUUUAUGGGAGGUCCCUGUCAGCGGUUGGAUAAGGCUCCACAGGAGGCGGCCAGAAAAUCUCUACAGAUAUGCUACGGUCCGUGCCCGUGUUUUUCUAUCCAUUCCGCAUAUCUGCUUAUAUCGAAUUGACAGUGAAGCGCUCUAG